Molecule: messenger RNA, 1220 nt
Organism: Liolophura sinensis
Lineage: Eukaryota; Metazoa; Mollusca; Polyplacophora; Chitonida; Chitonidae
Exons: 3
Coding region: 51-1187 (378 amino acids)
Molecular function (GO): protein dimerization activity
Source: RefSeq, a predicted model, not a curated record
UUGAUGUAUACUUCUACAUUGAGAAAAGCUCCAACAGAACCAAGAGCUUGAUGGAGUUUCAAGAACAAUGUGGAAGUGACACUUUAAGAAUUCUAAAGCAUACAAACACUCGUUGGCUGUCACUAGCCGCUUCAAUUGACAGGCUGUUGAAGAUGUGGGAGCCACUUUCUCAGUUCUUUGAGCAGGAGUGUGCUACUUCAGUGAAAACCGGUCGCAAACGGAAGCUAACUGAGAAAGACACUUCCAGUGGCAACUUCAAGUCAAGACCUGAGAGAGUUCUGCAUGCUUUGACAGAUCCAAACACCAAGCUCUACUGCCUUUUCCUACAAGCAGCUAUUCCAACAUUCAACACCAUGAACCUAGUGCUACAGAGAGAGGAACCCAUGAUCCACUUGGUUCACUCUAAGUGUGUCACAUUUCUAACCAAGUUGCUGGUUAGGUUUAUUACUCCAGAUGCCAUCACCAAAGCUGAAAACUUGCAGACUCUUGACUUCCAUGAGAGAAAAUUGCAGAAGUCCAGAGAAGAUAUCGUCAUCGGACAAAAUGCCAGGUGUUACAUGGAGCAGUGCAAGGAACAGGGCCUGAUGACCCCUAAGGACAGAAGCCUGUUCUUUGACAGUGUGAGGAAAUACUAUGCAACUGCUGCCACUUACAUCACUCAAAAAUUCCCUCUCAAUGACCCUGUGCUGCAAAACGCCAAUGUUGUUAAUAUCCAGAGGAGAACAGAGGCAAAGUUCUCUGACCUACUAUACUUUGUGCAUAGGUUUCCCUGUAUAAUGCCAGAUGAUGCCACAGAAGAUGACUUGCAGAUGGAGUUUCUUAUGUACCAGGUAGAUCCGCUGCCUUCAGUGGACCCAGACAUGAGAAUUGACCAGUCUUGGCAUUUGUUAGGACAGUUAAAGCAACUGGAUACCACACAGCCAAAGUACAAAGUGUUGUCACAUGUGAUGUUGGGAAUACUGGUAAUCCCUCACAGCAAUGCUGAUUCUGAGAGAAUUUUCUCCACUGUGCGUAAGAACCAGACAGAAUUCCGUCCCAAUAUGGGUGUUCCCCUGCUUCAGAGUCUAAUGAUUACAAAAACUGACAUGCAAGCCAGAGACAAACCCUGUUUUCAACAAGAGUUUACGGCAGACUUUUUAUCAAUGGCCAAGAGUGCCACUUACAGGGGAAUUAAUUCAAUUGAAUAGAGACAGUCACAGUGUUGGAUACUAAUUGUUAAC